UCAUUGGUGUCAGUGGUGGGAGGAAUAGUAUCCCAUCAUUGGUGUCAGUGGGGGGGGUGGAGGAUUAGUGCCCCAUCGUUGGUGUCAGUGGGGGGGAGGAAAAGUGCCCCAUCGUUGGUGUCAGUGGGGGGGAGGAAUAGUAUCCCAUGAUUGGUGUCAGUGGGGGGUGGAAUAGUGCUCCAUGAUUGGUGUCAGUGGGGGUGGAAUAGUGCCCCAUCGUUGGUGUCAGUGGGGGGGGGGGGAGGAAUAGUGCCCCAUCGUUGGUGUCAGUGGGAGGAAUAAUGCCCCAU
Staurois parvus is the source of this 290-nucleotide messenger RNA. NCBI's taxonomy places the organism in Eukaryota, Metazoa, Chordata, Amphibia, Anura, Ranidae. The record is from the annotation of a GenBank genome assembly.